AUGGCCGAAUUUGUAGCCGACUUUGGCAUGCUUUUAUAUGUCCAUAGCGGCCCGGAGGAGCAGACGAACAUUAUGUUCUCGCCUUUGUCCAUAUUUAUCACCAUGUGCAUGACUUUUAUGGGGUCGCACGGAGAAACAGAGGUCGAAAUUCGAAACAUACUCUACAAAAGCAAGCUGGACAAGAAUGCCGUCCAGACGAGCGUUUCCGCAUUGCUGAAGAGCCUUCAAGUGAACGAGGUUGGUGUCCUGCUACGAUCUGCCAAUCAGCUGUUCUGUAGCGAAACUGUGAAACUCUUAAAGUCGUUCCAAGAUGUUAUGACCAAAAAUUUCGCUUCCGAUGUAAAACAACUGAAUUUUGCCGACAGUUUCCAGGCAACUCAAAAAAUCAACUCCUGGGUGCAGCAGCAAACCGAAGGGAAGAUCAAUGACUUGUUACCUCCGGAUGUGAUCGAUGAGUUCACCCAACUAGUGCUGGUUAAUGCUCUCUACUUUAAGGGAGACUGGAACACUAAGUUUAACGCUAGCGAAACUGUGGAGGAAGAUUUCUACAGUAGUCCUUCCAAAACAGUUCACGUUCCAAUGAUGAAAAUGAAAGGCAGGUUUUUGUAUGGCGAAGAAAAUGGAUAUCAAGUUAUGGCUUUGCCUUAUGUUGGACAAACACUGGCAUUUUAUAUAAUUUUGCCUACCGAGCGCUUCGGUCUCCAGUCCUUUAUGAAGAAGCUAACAGGAGAAAGUCUGAUCGCUUUCAUGGAGGACGUUUAUCCGGCGCCCGUCACAGUAUCGAUUCCGAAGUUCAAACUCGAAAAGGCUCUUGAUUUGAAAGAUAUCUUAACUGGUGCUGGGCUGUUGACCAUGUUUGAAAAGGGUAAGGCUGAUUUCACAGAUAUGAACGGAGCGCGAGAUUUGUUUGUUGGUGCUGCAAAACACAAAGCGUUCAUCGAAGUCAACGAAGAAGGUAGCGAAGCUGCAGCCGCCACAGCCAUGGUUAUGACCAAUCGUUGUGCUAUGGAGGUCGUGGGUGAUAUUCACUUCAAUGCUGACCACCCGUUCCUUUUCUGUAUUACAGAAUGCAGCACCAUGAACAUCUUGUUUCUUGGUAGAUACAUGGGCCCACAGUAA
Soboliphyme baturini is the source of this 1119-nucleotide messenger RNA. NCBI's taxonomy places the organism in Eukaryota, Metazoa, Nematoda, Enoplea, Dioctophymatida, Soboliphymatidae. The record is from the annotation of a GenBank genome assembly.